AUGAAGUCGCUUCACCAAUUGGCUCGCCGACAGGCAAUGACCGGGCUCGCAAUGCCCCGUGUCUUGUCCUCACAGAACAUUACCGCCAGCCGGACAUGGCAGAGAGCCUUCAGCGCCUCCACAGCGGCCGCCUCUCAGCUCCCAGGUCUUGACGCUUCAAAAUUGACUAUCACCAAGACCACCACCCCCAAGGAGCUAAUGGACUCCAAGGAUCUUGUCUUUGGCAAGUACUUCACAGAUCAUAUGCUCUCCGUGGAGUGGACAGCUACCGACGGAUGGCACGCACCUCGCAUUGUCCCCUAUCAGAACUUGAGCUUGGAUCCUGCAACAUGUGUGUUCCACUAUGCAUUUGAAUGUUUUGAGGGCAUGAAGGCGUACAAAGACAGUACCGGCGGCGUUCGCCUGUUCCGCCCCAACAAGAACAUGGAACGCCUGAACAAGUCCUCUGCGCGCAUUGCUCUUCCUACUGUGGAUGGUGAUGAGUUGACAAAGAUCAUUGGAGAAUUUGUGAAACUGGACAGCCGAUUCAUUCCAGAUGCUCGUGGCUACUCAUUGUACCUUCGCCCUACAAUGAUUGGUACCCAGAAGACCCUGGGAGUUGGCCCACCAGGAUCCGCUCUCCUGUAUGUCAUUGCCAGCCCCGUGGGUCCUUACUAUCCCACUGGCUUCAAAGCCAUCAAUCUGGAGGCCACUGAUUACGCCGUCCGCGCCUGGCCCGGUGGUGUUGGUGACAAGAAGCUUGGAGCUAACUACGCCCCUUGUAUUCUGCCUCAACUUGAGGCCGCAUCUCGUGGUUUCCAGCAGAACCUGUGGCUCUUCGGCGAGGAGGAAUAUGUUACCGAGGUCGGUACCAUGAAUCUCUUCAUUGCCUUGAAGAACAAGGAGACUGGACAGAAGGAGCUGAUUACUGCUCCUCUUGACGGUACGAUCUUGGAGGGUGUCACCCGUGAUUCUGUUCUGACCCUCGCUCGCGAGAGACUUGGUCCCAAGGGCUGGAACAUCUUGGAGCGUAAGAUUCGCAUGUCGGAGGUUGCCGAGGCGUCCGAGGAGGGUCGCUUGAUUGAGGUUUUCGGUGCCGGCACUGCCGCCAUCGUCAGCCCAGUCCGUAACAUUAGCUACAGAGGGAAGAUGGUUGCAUGUGGUCUGAAGAAGGAUGAGGAGGCUGGUGAGAUUGCUCUCCAGAUGAAGAACUGGAUGGAGGGUAUUCAAUACGGUGACGAGAAGAACCCAUGGAGUGUCUUGAUCUAA
Messenger RNA from Penicillium coprophilum, 1248 nucleotides. Its product is annotated as branched-chain amino acid aminotransferase, cytosolic. Gene Ontology annotation, cellular component: mitochondrion. NCBI's taxonomy places the organism in Eukaryota, Fungi, Ascomycota, Eurotiomycetes, Eurotiales, Aspergillaceae. The transcript is spliced from 4 exons. The coding region runs from base 1 to 1248 and encodes 415 amino acids. Gene Ontology annotation, molecular function: branched-chain-amino-acid:2-oxoglutarate transaminase activity. The record is from RefSeq and is a predicted model, not a curated record. Gene Ontology annotation, biological process: L-valine biosynthetic process; L-leucine biosynthetic process.